This is a messenger RNA of Sinocyclocheilus grahami, 2521 nucleotides long. Its product is annotated as serine/threonine-protein kinase PLK3-like. Gene Ontology annotation, cellular component: spindle pole; nucleus; cytoplasm. Gene Ontology annotation, molecular function: ATP binding; protein binding; protein serine/threonine kinase activity. Bases 106 to 2088 code for a protein of 660 amino acids. The transcript has 15 exons. Lineage: Eukaryota; Metazoa; Chordata; Actinopteri; Cypriniformes; Cyprinidae. The record is from RefSeq and is a predicted model, not a curated record. Gene Ontology annotation, biological process: protein phosphorylation; mitotic spindle organization; Golgi disassembly.
CGCGGCAUGUUUGACUCGCGCAGGAUUAACGUAGCAGAACUUCGCCAGACUUUGGGACUUCACAGAAGGAGUUUAUUUUCGAGGGCGAAGGGUCUAUGUUAAUGAAUGGACCCUGCUUGUUUUACUUCAGCGCAGCGUCUUUCUUGUAAAAUGAUGAAUCCGGAUUUGUUCAAACCGUGUCAAGCGGCCGCCAAGCCGAACCGGAGUAACGUUAAAUCCGAGCACGUUAAGACGGAGAUCGCGCAGGUGGUGGUUGACGCAAAGACUGGAAGAUCGUACUGUAAAGGAAAGCUUUUGGGAAAGGGUGGUUUUGCACGAUGUUAUGAGAUGACGGAUCUUGCCAACAACAAGAUGUAUGCUGUGAAAGUUAUUCCUCAAAGCAGAGUCGCAAAGCCACACCAGAGAGAGAAGAUCAUUAAUGAAAUCGAGCUUCACAAAAGCCUCCAACACAAGCAUGUGGUGAAGUUUUCCCAUCACUUUGAGGACCAAGACAACAUUUACAUCUUCCUUGAACUCUGCAGCAGAAAGUCGCUGGCACACAUUUGGAAAGCAAGACAUACGCUGACAGAUCCAGAAGUACGUUACUACCUCAAACAGAUCAUAUCUUCGCUCAAAUACCUCCACAACAAAGGCAUCCUCCACAGAGACCUCAAACUAGGUAAUUUUUUUGUGAACGAAAACAUGGACUUGAGAUUGGGAGAUUUUGGGCUGGCAGCAAAGCUGGAGACAGUCGAGCAGAGGAAGAAGACCAUCUGCGGGACUCCAAACUACCUAGCACCAGAGGUCUUAAACAGACAAGGCCAUGGGACAGAGUCAGAUGUUUGGUCGCUGGGUUGUGUAAUGUACACACUCCUUUGUGGGAAUCCACCUUUUGAAACCUUAGACUUGAAGGAGACCUACAAGUGUAUUAAGGAAGUGAGAUACAGCCUUCCUCCUUCCCUCACUCCCUCUGCACAGAAGCUGAUAUCCGCAAUCCUUCAGAAAAACCCGUCUGACCGCCUUACACUGGAUCAGAUACUGGCCCACGAGUAUUUCACAAAGGGCUUCACCCCAGAAAAACUCCCUCCCAGCAGCUGUGUGAUGGUGCCUGAGCUUAAUCCACCCAGCCCUGCCAAGAAGUUCUUCACCAAGAUGGCUAAAAGCCUCUUUGGCAAGAAGAAAUCGAAAGCUGUUGAAAAGACACCUUGUGAGGAGAAAGAUGACAUUUCUAAACUGGUUUCCGGCAUGGUGAAGCACUCCAUCGGUCGGCAAAUGAGCUACAAGACAAUGGGAGUGAAUGAGGCCACUUCUCCUACGGUUCAACUGGCAAGCUCUGGCCCCCUGGACACCCCGGCAGAGGAGGAGUCCAGGAAGUCUGCGUCUCGUUCCUUCAAAGGCACCGUCGCCAGCAGCACUGAUGCUAGUGACGAUAUCCCUACCCCUGCUGCUGUGGCCGAAUCUGCCAUGAAGGUUCUUAACAGUUGCUUGUCUUCCAUGCCGACAGCUUCAAGAAACCCACCCUGCCUUUCUAAAAUCAAGCCUUUCAUCUGGGUAACCAAGUGGGUCGACUACUCCAACAAAUACGGCUUCGGUUACCAGCUCUCCAAUCAAAACGUCGGUGUACUCUUCAACGAAGGCACUCAUCUGAGCCUGUGUGACCAGCGGCGGACUGUACAUUACUGUCUGACGAACAACAAACACUUUAGUUUUCCAGCUGACGCUUUACCAGAAAAGCUCCAGAAUCAAAAGCACAUAGUGGAUUUGAUGGCUAACUACAUGGAGCAGAACCUAAUGGAGGGUGGAGACGUCAACUGUGAGGCCCAGCCACCUCCAAGCUCUUCUCCAUUGCUUCUGCAGUGGAUCAAGACUGAUCACGCCUUAGUCAUGCUCUUUGACAACCGAACCCUACAGGUUAAUUUUUACACAGACCAUACAAAAAUCAUCCUGUCCAAGACUUCGGACUCCUCGUACUUGCUGACCUACAUCAGCAAGGAGCGCGUCUCUUAUUCCUACCCUCUGAAUGUGCUUUCCCAAUGGGGCUGCUCUCCGGAGCUCCGGCAGCGGCUUCAUUAUGUGGUACAGCUUCUCCAGCACUACACCAACGCAUAAUGACUAAGAACUUCGAUUACGACUUGCUGCUUACCGCUUCCGUUUGAGAAGCAAAAAAGGACUAUGACAAAGAAAAAAAAAUCGGGGGAAGCUUCCACGUUGCCAUGAAGAUCUCCUGUCCUUGGUCAUCGACUGGCCUCUUUGAACUAUGGUGCACUAUUUUUCGUUUGGUUUUUAGUUGUUUUUGCGACCAACCGUAUCACACUACCAGCUUGACUCACAGUGUGCACAACCAAAAUUUGAGCUUGUUCUUUUUAUGAUUUCAUUUUUUUUAGCUGGACUGAAGUGCAGAUGGCAAAACUCACAGGGUUCUUAAGCGUCUUGCUUUUGCUCGCGAUGUCCCAAACACUGCGCAAGAUGAGCUUGACUUUUUAUGCUCGAUCACUUGGCCUUUUUUUUUUUUUUUUUAAAAAGGACAUUUUAUUUCACUAAA